Molecule: messenger RNA, 2797 nt
Organism: Vicugna pacos (alpaca)
Lineage: Eukaryota; Metazoa; Chordata; Mammalia; Artiodactyla; Camelidae
Gene: RSPH1
Product: radial spoke head component 1
Biological process (GO): axoneme assembly; spermatid development
Cellular component (GO): nucleus; motile cilium
Source: RefSeq, a predicted model, not a curated record
CUGCUCCUUUCCUCUCCUCCCUCCACACCAGGAGAGGGGCGGGGCUGGCCGCGUGUCCAUGGCGACGGCGGACGCGGCGGUGCAGGCUGCUGGUACCUACCUGCUAGAGAGGCGCAGGCAGCGGCGGAGAUCCCGAUUGGGGCGGGGCCAUGUCGGACCUGGGCUCGGAGGAGUUGGAGGAGGAGGGCGAGAAUGAUCUUGGGGAAUAUGAAGGGGAUCGAAAUGAGAUGGGUGAACGGCACGGACAUGGGAAAGCGAGACUGCCCAAUGGGGAUGUAUAUGAAGGGAACUAUGAACACGGUAAAAGACAUGGCCAGGGGACCUACAAAUUUAAAAGUGGUGCUCGAUAUGUCGGAGAAUAUGUUAAAAAUAAAAAGCAUGGUCAAGGCACUUUUAUAUAUCCCGAUGGAUCAAAAUAUGAAGGGGAGUGGGCGAACGACCUGCGGCAUGGCCACGGCGUGUACUACUACGUCAACAACGACACCUACACCGGGGAGUGGUUUGCUCACCAAAGGCACGGCCAAGGCACCUACUUCUAUGCGGAGACUGGCAGCAAGUACGUGGGCACCUGGGUGAACGGACAGCAGGAUGGUGCAGCCGAGCUGGUUCACCUGAACCACAGGUACCAGGGCAAGUUCUUGAACAAAAAUCCUGUUGGCCCUGGAAAGUAUGUAUUUGACAUUGGAUGCGAACAGCACGGGGAAUAUCACUUAACAGGUGUGGAAAGAGAAGAGGAAGAAGAGGGGGAGACAUUAGUGACCGUCAUCCCCAAAUGGAAGGCCACCAGAAUCACAGAAUUGGCCUUGUGGACCCCCACCCUCCCUGAGAAGGAGCGCCUGGCAGACGGAGCUGGCCAGGAGGAGGCCCCAGGAGCCGAGGGCAGGGGCGAGCCGGCGGAGGAGGCCCAGCCUCUGACGGACCUCUCAGAGGGGGAGAUGGACUCACUGCGGCCCGGAGAGGAGGAGGGAGACAUCACCAGGGAGGAGAGAGAGGGGUUCCACUAUGACAGCCUGGACCAGGGAAAUGUUAGUUUUGAAGAAGAAGAAAACAGGCCCUCAGAUCUACGAGACUGAGAUGAAGAAGCCAAAACGUGAGGAGAGUGUGUGAGGAAGGCGUGCCUGUUGCCAGGGCAGCUGGUACAAAUCUGUCACUAGCCUUUCUUACUUAGUUGUUUGCUAAAAUGUUUUACGACUGCAAAUAAAUGUCUUCAUUAUUCUUUGUUUGUGAAUAGCCUCUGUUCAAAUCCCGUAAGGGCUGCCAGGUUAUUUUGCCAUUGUUUUUUGGUGGAGUUUUCUGGGUUAAAGAAAAAUGUCACAUGACUGAAGCUCUGCAGAGGAUGGCCGAUGGAAAUGGAUUCCGGCUGCGUUAGUCGAGUGACUACAUUCUGAAGUUCCUCGCUCGAGUCUCCUUCCAGAGAGCUUGGAAAACACCUAGAAGAUAAGGAUUCCUGUGCGCGACUCUCACCAAACACAGUGUGAGAAAUACGUUUCAGGCCCGGGUCAGAAACCACCAGCAGCUGCUGGAGGAGGCAUCUCCGUCCAUCCUGUGCCUUCAGCGUCCCAGGGUGGACGUGGGGCUGCCAGCCAGGGGUCCCUGCGAUGGCUGAGGGCUGGGCUGCCCACAGGUCUGGCACUGGCCUGUGUGCACACUGUUCAGGUCUCUGGGGGCUGGGGGCUAACGCCUAGGUCACAGUCAGGUUCUUUGCAGGUGCACCUUGGUUCGUUGUGCUUGGCUUCAUCGUACUUUGCAGACGACUGCAUUUUUCAUAAAUGGAAGAUUUGGAGCAACCCUGCAUCGAGCAAGGCUAUCGGCUCCGUUUUUUCCAACGGCGCUUGCUCACUUCAUCUCUGCGGCACAUUUUGGUGAUUCUCACAGUACUUCCAACUUUUUCGUGACUUUUGUGUUUGUGGCGGUGAUCUGUGAUCUGUGAUCUUUGAUGUGACUGUUGCCGUUGUUUUGGGGCCACCAUGAACUGCACCCAUAUAAGAUGAGAAUUUAAUAGAUCCGUGUCAUGUGUUCUGACUGCUCCACCCACCAACCGUUCCCCCAUCUCUCUCCCUCUCCUCCGGCUUCCCCAUUGCCUGAGACACAACAAUGUUGAAAUUAGGUGACUUAAUAACCCUACAAUGGCCCCUAAGUGUUCAAGUGACAAAAGAGUCACUUGUCUCUCACUUUGAAUCAAAAUCUAGAAAUGACUAAAGUCAGUGAGGAAGGCUUGUAGAAAGCUGAAAUUUCUCAGGCCAAAAUCUAGGCCUCUUGCAUCCAGCAGUUAGCCAAGCCGUGAAUGACAAGAAGUUCUUGCAGGAAAUGAAAGCACUGCUCUAGUGGCCACAUGGAGGAUGAGAAAGCAAAGCAAGCUGAUUGCUGGUGUGAGAAAGCGUCAGAGUCUGGACAGAAGGUCAAACCAGCAGCAGCAUUUCCUUAAGUCAAAGCCUCGUCCAGAGCAAGGCCCAACUCUCCUUGAGUCGAAGAAGGCUGAGAGAGGCGAGGAAGCUGCAGAAGAGAUAUCUGAAGCUUGCAGGGGUUGAUUCCUGAGGCUGAAGGAAAGAAACCAUCUCCGUGACAUCGAAGCACAAGGUGAGGCAGCAGGUGCUGAUGUAGAAGUUGCAGCAAAUGAUCCAGAAGCUCCAGCUCAGGUCAUUCAUGGAGGCAGCUGCACUGAACAACACGUUCUCAGAGCAGAUGAAACAGCCUUGCACUGGAAGAAGACGCCAUCUUGAGGUUUCAUAGCUGGAGAGGAGAAGUCAGCACCUGGCUUCAAAGCUUCAAAGGACAGGCUAACUCUUUCAUUAGGGGC